Messenger RNA from Rotaria sordida, 1281 nucleotides. The record is from the annotation of a GenBank genome assembly. NCBI's taxonomy places the organism in Eukaryota, Metazoa, Rotifera, Eurotatoria, Philodinida, Philodinidae.
AUGCUUCCGAACGAUCGAUCAAAAAUAAAUAUGUUUUUCAUAUCAAUUAUCUUUCUAACUAUUAUUAAUCCUUCAAUACAAUCAGGUCAACCAUCAUUAAAAUUAACAUUUGUUCCUGAUGAAACAUAUUUUACAAAUGGUCAUCAUGUUGAUAUUCUAUGUGAAUUACUUAAUCCAAAUGAACAUACAGAAUCACCACAAUUAUGGCAUGUUGAUUUAAAAACUGGUAAACAUACACCAAUAUCACGUUUAUUAGUAAAUUCACCAACAAAUGAAGCACCAGAUAUAUUUAAACGAAAUUCUAAUAAACGUAUAGAAUUUCUUAAAAAAAAUCAUAUACGUAUAAAAAACUUACUAUUAGAAGAUUCAUCACGAUACGCAUGUAAUUGUCCUGAUUGUGAACAACAAUUAGAAGAACAAAACAAACUUUUACAAAUUAUGAAACUAGUUGAACCUAUAUGGUAUAUUGAACCUGGUUGGCCAAUGCAAGAAAAUGCUAAAACAACAAUAAGAUGUAUAGCUAAUGAUUUUUAUCCAUAUGUAAAUUAUAAAAUAAUUCAGAAUCAUCAUGAAAUCAAUCAACUAGGUAAAAGUGUAACACCAACUACAGAUUUAUUUCCACAAAAAUUCUCUUGGGAAGCAACUGUUAUGCCAACAGCUGAUUGGCAUAAUCAAACAUUACGAUGUACAGUUACUCAAGGUAAUACAGAACAACAUGCAACAAAAGUUCUUGAUGUUUUAUUUACUCCACGUUUUCUUAAAUGUGAGGAAAAACAAUAUGUUAAUUCAACAAAAGAAAAUGCAACAAUUGAAUGUUCAUAUUCAGGAAAUCCAGCACCAACAUUAACAUGGUUUCGUCAAAUAGAUGAAAAACCUAUUAAACCUGAAACAGGUAUUACUAUUGAAACAAAAGAUGAACAUCAUGGUAAAUAUAAAAGUAUUGUUAUAUUUGAUCGUGAAAAAUUAAUAUCUAUGCCAUCAACAACAACAUUAACAACAACAACAAUAAAAUCUUCUAAUGGAAAAUCAGAUUUAAUAAAUAAACCAAAAGCUAUUGCAGGAGAUAAUUAUUAUCAACAAUUAUUAAAUGAUGGCUUUAUUGUUAAAUUAACACAUAAUGAUGAAGUAAAAGGUUUUCAUAAAAUUACCAUAGUUAGUGAUAUAAAUGAAGUACGAUCAACUAAACUUGAUAAUUCAUCAAUUAAAACGAUACAAAAUCUUUCAACAUCUAUUAUCUUAUUAUCAUUUUUAACUGUUCUCUAUAUGAUACAAUAUCAUUAA